CCCCCUUUGCAAUUUGAAUCAUCUGCUUCAUUGUUACUCUCACACUGUUGCAUGAUUUUCUGUCUGAGAGUUUUGGUCCAGUGUUUAAUUUAAUUUAAUAUUAUACGUUACUGUUGAUGAGAUUGAAGUUGGAAGAAGCAAAUGGGUUUUGAUCAUGAAGAGAAGGAAACAAAAACUGGAGGAGAAAAUGAAGAACAUGAUAAGAGUAGUGAAGGUACGAACAUGAACAAAAAAGCGAGUGAGUCUUCUGUUUCUGUAACAGAGGAAGAAGAUGAUGACGAUCCAAGAGCUAAACUAGAGCUGGGUCCUCCAUGUUCUCUUAAAGAUCAGCCCGAGAAAGAUAAGGAUGAUGAAAGUCUUAGGAGAUGGAAGGAACAACUUCUUGGGAGUGUAGAUAUGAACAACGUUGGAGAAACUCUUGAUCCUGAAGUGAAGAUCACAAGUCUGUCAAUCAUAUCUGCUGAGAGAGAUGACAUUGUUCUUCCAGUCCCUGAAGAUGGGAACCCACAAGGAUUAUGGUUUACUCAAAAAGAAGGAAGCCAUUACCGUUUAAAAUUCACCUUCCAAGUCAGCAAUAAUAUUGUAUCUGGCCUUAAGUACACCAAUACUGUCUGGAAAACUGGUCUCAAAGUGGACACCACGAAAGAGAUGAUCGGAACUUUCAGUCCUCAGGCAGAGCCUUACGCACACGAAAUGCCAGAAGAAACAACACCUUCCGGCAUGUUUGCCAGAGGAACUUAUGCAGCAAAAUCCAGGUUUGUGGAUGAUGAUGACAAAUGCCAUUUGGAGAUAAACUAUAGUUUUGAUAUCAGGAAGAACUGGGCUUGACUGCACUAUCAGAUUCUAUUUGUUUAAUUAGUUGGUUUGAGGAACUUUGGGCACCUUAGAAUUUUUUUUUUUUUUUAACUUGCAAUAUGCACUCCAUAUUAAUUUUGAAUGCAUAAUUAAUUAAUAGA
Messenger RNA from Prosopis cineraria, 956 nucleotides. Its product is annotated as rho GDP-dissociation inhibitor 1-like. The transcript is spliced from 5 exons. NCBI's taxonomy places the organism in Eukaryota, Viridiplantae, Streptophyta, Magnoliopsida, Fabales, Fabaceae. Gene Ontology annotation, molecular function: protein binding; Rho GDP-dissociation inhibitor activity. Gene Ontology annotation, cellular component: cytoplasm; membrane; cytosol. Gene Ontology annotation, biological process: Rho protein signal transduction. The record is from RefSeq and is a predicted model, not a curated record. The coding region runs from base 142 to 828 and encodes 228 amino acids.